Molecule: messenger RNA, 1156 nt
Organism: Acyrthosiphon pisum (pea aphid)
Lineage: Eukaryota; Metazoa; Arthropoda; Insecta; Hemiptera; Aphididae
Product: piggyBac transposable element-derived protein 4-like
Exons: 2
Source: RefSeq, a predicted model, not a curated record
AUACGGAAAUAAUUUGUGUUCACUUCCUUUACGUCCUAAAUCUAGAUUGAAAAAAUGGACAGAAGUUAAUAUUGAUGAAAUGAAAACAUUUUUAGGUAUAGUUAUGUGGAUGGGGUUAACUCCGCAACCGAGUUUGGCAUCAUAUUGGAGUAAAAGUUAUUUAUAUCGUUCUGAAAUCCCAAAAUACAUGACCAGAAAUCGCUUUGAAAUUAUUUUAAGAACAUUUCACUGUUCAAACAAUGCAGAAUGCCCUCCAGGUGAUAGACUUUUCAAAAUUCGUAAUUUGGUAGAUUUAUUGGUGAUGAAAUUUAAAAUGUGGAACGUACCUUCUGAAAAUAUGUGUAUUGAUGAAUCUGUAAUUCCUUUCGUUGGACGAUUAUCAUUUCGUCAAUUUAUAAAAAAUAAACAACAUCGAUACGGAAUAAAAGUAUUUAAAUUGUGUAUUAAUGAUGGCUAUACAAUCGGCUUUAAAAUUUAUGCGGGCCAAGAGUCAGUACCUGGUGUAGGUGUUUCCACUAAAAUAGUAAUGGAGUUGGCCGAGGACUAUUUAGAUAAAGGGAGAACAAUGUAUACUGAUAACUGGUACACGUCAGUAACUCUUGCUAAUCAACUUCUUAAUCGGUCAACGAAUUUGGUGGGGACAUUACGUUCAAAUAGAAAAUUUAAUCCAGGAUCGGUUGUAAAAGCAAAAUUAAAAAAAGGAGAAAUUAUGUCAAGUCAAAGUCAAAAUAAUAUAGUUGUUCUUAAAUGGAAAGAUAAGCGGGACGUAUUAAUGCUAUCAACCAAACAUAAAAAUAAUACGGUAGUAGUGAAUAAUAAACGAGGAAAACAAGUUGUAAAACCUCAAAUGGUGAUUGAUUAUAACAAAGCAAAAGGGUAUGUUGAUAUUUGUGAUUUAAGAAGCUCAUAUCAUUCACCACUUCGGAGGUCAUUGAAAUGGUAUCGAAAAGUCAUGUUUGAAAUCUUAUUGAAUACAUGUUUAUUAAAUGCGAUGUCUUUGUAUACUGCUUUCAACCAAGUGAAGAGAAACAUAUUCUUAUCAAUGCGCAACGAGGAAAAUGUUAUAUCUGUUACAAAUAAAUGGCUGAACAAGGUGGAAGACAACAUGCUCAAAAGAUUACACGUAGAGUUCAGACUAAAUGUACCAAGUGUUUAA